AUGGCCGACUCGUCGUUCGAGCUCGGCCACUCAUUUUCCAGCGGUCCAAGUAACCACCACCACCGCACACGCCGCCGCUACACCACCACACCAGUCACCUCCCGUAGCCACAACAACACCGCUCACUCUUUCUCAAACAGUUUCUCCAUCGCCGGAACUCCUCAUCGAAACCGUCACAAUCCAACUCCGUCAUCUCCUUUUGCAACUGACGAUGAUAUUUCAUGGCAUGGAGAUCUCUCUUGGCAAUUUGAAUCAACCGGAUGGCGUAGAAAUCAGAAUCUCGGUGUAGCUCUUAGUCCGUGGGCUUUUACUGCAGGAACUCCUUACAACAGGACUUUCAAGCAAUCGGCUAAUGAUUACUACCUUUCGCGUACGUUUAAUAAUCCUUAUUAUUACUCUGAUGAUAAUUCACGAUACGAUCCGGUUCCUUCCGGGAGGAUUGAACUUCAGAGCUAUGUUGAUGUUGAAGGACCGUCGCUUAUGCAUAAAUCGAAUAGAUCGCCAACAAUUUUGGGAUUGGAAACUAUUAAUGAGCAAGACAGUGCAGGAAAUAGCGGUCCUCUCGCUGGAAAUAGAGAUUCCAAUUUCAGAAAUCAACUUCCGAGUCGGUUUAGUAGAUUAAAUUCUCAUGCGAGCGAUAACGAUGAUGGAUCUGAAAACAAUUUUGAUGAUCAGUCAGAUGAUGAUGGAUUCCAUGGUAGUUAUCAUCGUGAUAAUCGUCAUCAUCAUACUGUUCUUCGUAGCCAUAAUCUGGAAGACUAUUACAGUGACAACAAUGAUAGAUUUUCAACCAUUAGUCAUCGUAAUUACGAGAAAGGUCAUGAAAUGGAUGGACGAUCUUCUUAUGCUGUAGAACAACAUGAAGAAGAAGAAUACGAUGAAGAGCCUCCUCCGCAGCCAGUUGGUCUUUUCAGCUUGUUCAAGUACUCGAGUAAGUUUGAUAUGAUUCUUGUGAUGUUUGGCUGUUUGGGGGCAUUCAUCAAUGGUGGAUCACUUCCUUGGUAUUCUUUUCUCUUUGGUCGAUUUGUUAACAAGAUAGCUAAAGAAUCAGAUGAUGAUAAAACCACAAUGAUGAAGGAUGUCAGUACGAUAUGCAUACUCAUGGCUGGAUUAUCUGCAAUAGUUAUAAUUGGAGCUUACUUAGAGAUCAGCUGCUGGAGAUUGGUGGGGGAAAGGUCAGCUCAUCGGAUUAGAACAAAAUAUUUGCAGGCCGUGUUGAGGCAAGAUAUUGCAUUCUUCGACAAAGAAAUCAGCACCGGAGACAUCAUGCACGGUAUCUCCAGCGAUGUGGCCCAAAUUCAAGAAGUGAUGGGGGAGAAGAUGGCACACUUCAUCCAUCACAUAUUUACCUUCAUAUGUGGCUAUUUGGUUGGUUUUAUUAGAUCAUGGAAAAUUUCUCUAGCUGUUUUUGCAGUCACACCAUUAACUAUGUUCUGUGGAAUAGCAUAUAAAGCUGUGUAUAUUGGUCUAACAGGAAAAGAAGAGGCUUCUUAUAGGAAAGCCGGAGGCAUUGCAGAACAAACCAUUAGUUCGGUCAGAACCAUAUUCUCAUUUGUAAUGGAAGAUGAAAUGAUCGCUAAGUAUACAGAUUUGUUGGCAAAAGGCGUCCCUUUAGGAGUGAAGAUGGGGUUUUCGAAGGGUGCUGGAAUGGGUGUUAUUUAUUUGGUCACUUACUCAACUUGGGCACUUGCUUUCUGGUAUGGAGCUAUCUUGGUUGCUAAAAAAGAGAUUACUGGAGGUGAUGCUAUUGCUUGUUUUUUUGGUGUAAAUGUUGGUGGAAGGGGAUUGGCAUUGGCUUUGUCAUAUUUCGCUCAGUUUUCUCAAGGAACAGUAGCUGCUGGUAGAGUUUUCGAAAUCAUAGAAAGAGUGCCGGAAAUUGACCCUUAUAGCCCUCAUGGGAAGGAGUUGACGAAUACACGUGGGAGAAUUGAGUUUAAGGGGGUAACUUUUGCAUACCCUUCUCGUCCAACCGCUAUGAUCCUUAACUCUUUGAGUCUAGUUAUUCCUCCGUCUAAGACUCUUGCUCUUGUUGGAGCUAGUGGAGGUGGGAAAUCAACUGUUUUUGCUCUAAUUGAGAGAUUUUAUGAUCCUACAAUAGGAUUGGUGACCUUAGAUGGUCAUGACAUAAAGACAUUACAAGUGAAAUGGCUUAGAACUCAAAUAGGUAUGGUGGGUCAAGAACCAGUCCUAUUUGCUACUACUAUUCUAGAAAAUGUGAUGAUGGGUAAGGAGAAUGCGACGAAGAAGGAAGCAGUAGCAGCUUGUAUUGCCUCCGAUGCUCACACCUUCAUUUCCGACCUUCCUUGGGGAUACGACACACAGGUUGGAGACAGAGGAACGUUACUCUCAGGUGGUCAAAAACAGAGGAUAGCAUUAGCUCGAGCCAUGAUAAAGGACCCAAAAAUCCUUCUCUUAGACGAGCCAACAAGCGCAUUAGAUCCCGAAUCAGAAUCACUCGUUCAACGAGCCAUUGACAAGAUCUCAUCAGGAAGAACCACGCUCGUAAUCGCUCACAGGCUAGCAACUGUCCGAAAUGCCAACUCAAUUGUUGUCCUCAAUCAAGGGUCUGUAGCCGAAAUUGGUAACCAUAAGACACUAAUGGAGAAUACCGGCUUAUACUACAAUCUCGUCAAGUUAGCCACAGAACCCGUAUCUAAACAACCAACAACAUCAAACUCAAACUCAACCCACGUGAUCACUAAAGACAAUAACUUCUCUGUUUAUGAGAAAUCUGUUCAAGAAGAAUCACAGGUGGAAGAAGAUGAAGUGGAGAAGGAGAAAAUUCGAGAAUUUAAGAUGUCUGAAGUAUGGAGUUUGCAGAAACCGGAGCUGGCCAUACUUUUGGUUGGGUUUUCACUUGGAAUGGUGGCUGGUGCUAUUCUAUCAAUCUUCCCUUUAAUCCUAGGUGAAGCUCUGAAAGUUUAUUUCGAUCCAGAUAAAGAGAAGAUGAAAAGAGAAGUAGCCCAAAUGUGUUUAAUACUCGUUGGACUUGGCAUUGGAUGCAUACUCUCCAUGACCGGUCAGCAAGGUUUCUGUGGAUGGGCUGGAACAAACCUCACAAAGAGAGUAAGAUCAUUCCUAUUCAAAUCCAUAUUAAGACAAGAACCAGCCUGGUUCGAUUUCGAAGAGAAUUCAACCGGCAUUCUUAUUUCUCGCCUCUCCACCGACUCCAUCUGUUUCCGUUCCGUUCUCGGCGAUCGAUUUUCAGUUCUCUUAAUGGGUUUGAGUUCAGCUGCAGUAGGACUCGGAAUCUCGUUUAGUCUAGAAUGGAGAUUAACUCUUUUAGCUGCAGCCCUCACUCCAUUCACACUCGGUGCGAGUUAUUUCAGCUUGUUAAUCAACGUCGGACCUAAACUAGACAACUCAUCUUACACAAAAGCUAGCAAUAUUGCUGCCGGCGCAGUUUCGAAUAUAAGAACAGUCGCGACAUUCUCUACUCAAUCACAAAUCGUUAAAAAAUUCGACGAGGCCUUGGCCGAGCCGAAGCAAACGUCGGUCAAACGUUCACAGAUACUCGGGUUCGCGUUGGGAUUAUCUCAAGGCGCGAUGUACGGAUCCUACACGUUAACCUUAUGGUUUGGAGCUUAUCUUGUGAAAAAAAACAAGACAGAUUUUGGAGAUGUUUAUAAGAUCUUUCUUAUACUCGUACUAAGUUCGUUUUCAGUCGGGCAAUUAGCUGGAUUGGCACCCGAUACUUCGUCGGCUGUGAACGCGAUUCCGGCUGUUUUGGAAGUGAUGAAACGUAAGUCGUUGAUUGAGGAUAAUAAAAGAAAGGGAAUGAAGAAUGACGCGAUGUUGGCUAAUAAGGGUGCGUUUGAUAUUGAAUUUAAGAAGGUGACUUUUAGGUAUCCUUCGAGGGCGGAUAUUGUUGUGUUGAGGGAGUUUAGUUUGAAGGUGAAAGGUGGGAAGAAAGUGGGUAUUGUUGGUGGAAGUGGGUCUGGGAAAUCGACUGUUAUUUGGAUGAUACAGAGGUUUUAUGAUCCGAAUGAAGGUAGGGUUUUGAUGGGUGGUGUGGAUUUGAGAGAGUUAAGUGUGAAGUGGGUUAGGAGACAAAUAGCUUUGGUUGGUCAAGAACCAGCUUUAUUUGCUGGGAGUAUAAGAGAAAAUAUUGCAUUUGGUGAUUUAAAUGCUAGUUGGGUUGAAAUUGAAGAAUCUGCUAAAGAAGCUUAUAUUCAUAAGUUCAUUUGUAGCCUUCCACAAGGAUAUGACACUCAAGUUGGUCAGAGUGGAGUGCAAUUGUCGGGUGGGCAAAAACAGAGGAUUGCGAUAGCAAGAGCCAUGUUGAAGAAAUCGAAGAUAUUAUUACUAGACGAAGCUAGUAGUGCGCUAGAUUUGGAAUCGGAAAGACAUAUUCAAACUGCAUUAAGCAAGGCUUCGAGGAAAGCCACAACCAUUGUAGUGGCUCACCGGUUAUCGACCAUUAGAGAUGCGGAUUUGAUUGCCGUGGUUAAGGAAGGUAGGGUCGUGGAGUAUGGAAGCCACCAAGCUCUAUUGGAUUCAAAUGUUAAUGGUGCUUAUGCGACUAUGAUUCGAGCCCAAACGGAGACUGAUGCUUUUGCUUAAGCAGUAGAUUGGUAACUUUGUGCCAUCUUUGAGAUUUCUAUUUUUAUUUAUUUGAAUUGUAAUUCUAACUCCAAUCCUUUUACAAUGAGAAUUGAAUUAUAAUUUUGAUUUUAUGUUAAAAAAAACUUUAAUUUA
Impatiens glandulifera is the source of this 4698-nucleotide messenger RNA. Its product is annotated as ABC transporter B family member 19-like. Lineage: Eukaryota; Viridiplantae; Streptophyta; Magnoliopsida; Ericales; Balsaminaceae. The coding region runs from base 1 to 4563 and encodes 1520 amino acids. Gene Ontology annotation, cellular component: membrane. Gene Ontology annotation, molecular function: ABC-type transporter activity; ATP binding; ATP hydrolysis activity. Gene Ontology annotation, biological process: transmembrane transport. The transcript has 9 exons. The record is from RefSeq and is a predicted model, not a curated record.